CCAGUAUUUGUAAUAGAGGGGCAUUUUCGUAAUUUCGAUGACCUUUCCGAGAGCGGCAAAAAACGUGUCGAGCUCCUCCUCCUCCUCCAUUCUAGGGUUUUGUUUCCUCGUCGUCAACUAAGAGAAGAAAACAAAGCUUCGGCUCGCGAUUUAAAACCCUCUUCGAGAAGUAGAAGCUCUUUGAUUAUUUAUCCCUGAUGUCAAUGGAGGAGGAUGCAAAUGGGAAGAAAGAGGAAGAGGAAUUCAACACCGGCCCGCUGUCAGUUUUAAUGAUGAGCGUCAAAAAUAAUACACAGGUGUUGAUUAACUGUCGGAACAACAAGAAGCUACUUGGUCGUGUGAGGGCCUUUGAUCGUCACUGUAACAUGGUUCUCGAGAAUGUCAGGGAGAUGUGGACGGAGAUACCAAAAACAGGUAAAGGCAAGAAGAAGGCGCUGCCCGUGAACAAGGACCGAUUCAUCAGCAAGAUGUUCCUCCGCGGGGAUUCUGUUAUAAUUGUUCUGAGGAACCCUAAAUGAGUCGAUGCGUUCGCUGAACCUGAAUAUAAGAGACCUAGUGAUAUGUAGUAUCUAACAUGUCUACAGUAAAUGUUUAAUUAGGGGGAGAAAAACCUUAGGAGCUUGGUUGCUUUUGCUAUCAUUUCAUGUAUUAACUGUAGCUUUUGGUUACUGUUUGCUAAAUUUACUCAUGGAAAAUUGCACUGAUGGUUCUUCUAAUUGGUGUGGUGGUUUAUUGAUUCUAGUUAA
Molecule: messenger RNA, 746 nt
Organism: Ananas comosus (pineapple)
Lineage: Eukaryota; Viridiplantae; Streptophyta; Magnoliopsida; Poales; Bromeliaceae
Product: small nuclear ribonucleoprotein Sm D2-like
Exons: 5
Coding region: 198-518 (106 amino acids)
Biological process (GO): RNA splicing; spliceosomal snRNP assembly
Cellular component (GO): U1 snRNP; catalytic step 2 spliceosome; precatalytic spliceosome
Molecular function (GO): RNA binding
Source: RefSeq, a predicted model, not a curated record